Molecule: messenger RNA, 2916 nt
Organism: Nezara viridula (southern green stink bug)
Lineage: Eukaryota; Metazoa; Arthropoda; Insecta; Hemiptera; Pentatomidae
Source: the annotation of a GenBank genome assembly
CCAGUUCUGGUGUUUUCAGGAUGUGUCGAAAGAACACUGUUGAUCAUUUAAGUGAUAAUUUGUAGUAAAAAAUCGUUAGCCACUUCAAUUUGGGAUACCAAGACCGAAUUAAAUAUAUUACAAAUAGAACAAGAUAAAUAGUUGUUGUAAAUUAUAAAUGAAUUAGGUGGCAAAGAUGUAAAUAGUUAAUAAAAAAGUUGAAAUAUUAAUGUUGUGCGUGAUAAUGUUGCAAUAUAUCAUCAGCUGACUGUUUGGCGCCAUUACUUCAGCCAAUAGGGUCGUGUUUUAAAUAACUCCACUUUUUUAAUUGAUAUCAAUUGUUAGCAAUUUCAAUGUUGCGCAUUUAGUUUCUUCAAUAAGACGAAAAAAUAGUUAUCUGCUGCUUUUUCAAUGAUCACCAAACAAUAUUUGAAUUUUGUAUUUGUAACAUACUAGCUGAUUGGUGGAUGAAAUGCCGCCAAAAUGGAGUUUUACCGCUCAAACUGACCCGUAUGUAAUUUUUAGCUUCAGUUCCAAGCGUUCUUUGCUUGUAGUAAGUUCAAUUUUAUACAAUGGCACCUCCUGAGACAAUUAAUAAAGAAAAUAUGAACACUUCUAUGUCUAACCUAUACAUUGGCAAGAAGGUAGACAAUAAUCCUGUCCUCAAGAAGGGCACUUUAACUGAGAAUAAGAAUUUAGAUAAUGUUCUUGGAGAUGAGCAAAAGGUGAUUACAGACAGGAAGGCUUGUGAAAAGGAAGUUUACGAUGCACAGAAAGAACCCCUCCUUAGAGAUAACCCGAGGAGAUUUGUUAUUUUCCCAAUUGAAUACCAUGAUAUCUGGAAGAUGUACAAAAAAGCUGAGGCAUCAUUUUGGACGGCUGAAGAAGUUGAUCUUUCAAAGGAUUUGAGUCAUUGGGAACAACUGAAGCCUGAUGAAAGGCAUUUUAUAUCUCACGUCCUUGCUUUUUUCGCUGCAUCAGAUGGAAUAGUAAAUGAAAAUCUUGUUGAAAGGUUUUCCCAAGAAGUUCAGGUUACUGAAGCAAGAUGUUUCUAUGGUUUUCAAAUUGCAAUGGAAAAUGUCCAUUCUGAAAUGUAUAGCCUUCUUAUCGAUACCUAUAUUAGGGAUUCUAAGGAAAGGGAUUAUCUGUUCAAUGCCAUCGAAACAAUGGAGUGUGUUAAGAAGAAGGCUGAUUGGGCACUCUCUUGGAUUUCCAGCCCGACAGCCACUUUCGGCGAGAGAAUUGUAGCUUUUGCUGCGGUCGAAGGAAUAUUCUUUUCUGGUUCCUUUGCUUCCAUUUUUUGGCUGAAGAAGAGGGGUCUAAUGCCAGGACUUACCUUUUCUAAUGAGCUAAUAUCUCGGGACGAGGGUCUUCAUUGUGACUUCGCCUGUCUAAUGUUUAAGCACCUUGUUCAGAAACCAUCAGUCGAGAGGGUGACCGAAAUUAUCAGUAAUGCUGUAGUAAUAGAACAGGAAUUCCUUACCGAAGCGCUGCCAGUUGCUAUGAUUGGGAUGAACUGUGAUCUGAUGAAACAGUACAUUGAAUUUGUUGCAGAUCGAUUGCUAGUGGAACUUGGUUGUCCAAAGAUUUAUAAUUCUACUAAUCCAUUUGACUUCAUGGAACAUAUUUCUCUUGAGGGAAAGACCAACUUUUUUGAAAAGAAAGUCGGAGAGUAUCAAAAGGCUGGUGUUAUGUCUUCGAAGGAGGAAAGUGUCUUCACACUCGAUGCCGAUUUCUAACGUUGAUUUAUUUUUACAUAGAUUAUAAAAGCUAUGCACAUUCUUGUAAAGAUGUAUGUAUAUUAUAACGUUGAAGAACCAUUUUGGUUCAAAGCGUGUGUAUUAUAUAACGUGUAUAUUCCAUACAAAAAAUUCAAAAUAUUAUUUUAGCUUUAUUUUAAAAAUGUUUCUUUACCUUCCUUAUGUUUGCUUUAAAGGUAGCUGAGUACUAAUUUGUAGAAACUUAGCUAUGUUCAAAAUUUUUAGCAAAAUAAGGCUUUGCUAUCAUCUUUUUUACUAUUUUUUUUUUUUGGUGGUUAGGGAUGGUUGCAUCCUUAGGUUUAAUGAACUCACCAAAAUUAAAAGUUUUAUAUGAUCUGGUAAUUGUAACCCUUAUUAAAAAUGUUUCCUAAUUGUUAACAAUGCCUUAUGUUAUAUUUGUACUUAAACGCUUUAACGGAUCAUUUAUAAUAUUUUUUUAAUUGUGUAUAAAAUAUACUGCCUUGCAUUUUAUUCUAAUAUUUUAUAUUUUCAAACAACCAUUUCAAUGAAAUAGUAAUAUUUCUUUGUAGCCAAUUAAAUUAGAUCUCUAAUGCUGUACUGAAAUGGUAAGAUUGUAAAAAUUAUUUGAUUCCGUUCAUUAACUCUUAGCCUUCACCUUAGAUUUAUUUUAGUUUUAAUUUUUUACUUAUUGCACAUUUUACUUAUGUUUUAUUCAUUAAUUAUUAUUACUAUGAUCAUAAACAUUUUAAUUGAUUAUGUUUAAUACGUUAAUAUAAUAUAUAUUAAAUUAGUUUCAGUUUGCUAGAAUCCCAGACCUUUCUUGAGUUAAUUUUUUAUUGCUUUAAUUAAUUAAAAUUGUCAGUUCCUACUGUUAAAACAUAUUUGUUUAUGAUGUAUAAGUUUAAAGGCUUUAAAAUUAAAGUAUUUGUGAUUAAUUAUUAACAGUUGACAUUUAAUAAUAGAAAAAAAAAAACCUUGUCAAAUAUUUUAGUUCAUUUCAGGUGGAUUUAUUGAACUGUUAUUGUGUUACCAAUUUUGACUAAAAUCUUAAAAAAAUCUUAGCUUACAUUGUGUUAUAUUUAUUUUUUAAAUUGGUUUGUUAAAUUAGAUUAGAUUUUUAUAUAUAAAUGUUAAACAAAGAAAAAAUCCUGUUAAAUAUAAUUUUAUGUUAAUUAAAUAUCAGUUUGUGAAAUAAUAAAUAUACUUUUUUCUUUCA